Messenger RNA from Candoia aspera, 3444 nucleotides. RefSeq names its product arylsulfatase family member J (gene ARSJ). Lineage: Eukaryota; Metazoa; Chordata; Lepidosauria; Squamata; Candoiidae. The transcript has 2 exons. The coding region runs from base 415 to 2124 and encodes 569 amino acids. The record is from RefSeq and is a predicted model, not a curated record.
UUUUGGUGGAAGAGAUUCUUUCCUGGAGAAAGUCGGGAAGUCGACUCCGUUUUCCCCGAGUCUGCCCCGUCGGCGGUGGGGCAGUGGCGUGCGCUUUCAGUUUGCCUGCCGCUGACCGGCAAGAGCUCCGUUGCUGCGUUUCCUAGGUUAGGAUGACUCAGGGAGCGGUCAGUAUUGGUGGCUGAAAGCUGCCGGGAAAGAUCGCCGGGACCACCCUGGCGCCUCCUCUCCCGUCCCGCCGUGGACAUUCCCGAGUCUUGGCCGGGUGACGUUUGCCAUGGGCUCGCCUUCGCUCCACCACCUCCUCUUUGGGAAGACGUCUUGAGUCCCAAUUUCUCAUUCCACCGCGGGAACCUUCUCUCCUAGGGACGUGGAAGGGAGGUGCAGCGUUUAACCCGGCUCUGCCGAGGGAAAAUGAGAGCCGGGGGAUUGCUGGUCGGUUUCUCCGUGCUCAGCCUCCUCACUCACGGCUACCUAGCUCGGGAGACGGGAGAGGACCCCGAGGAACCGAACGGGGCGGCCAAGUUGGAAGAAGACGCCGAGACACGACCUUCCCCUUUCCAGCCGCACCUCAUCUUCAUUCUGGCGGACGACCAGGGUUUCAGAGACGUUGGUUAUCACGGCUCAGAGAUCAGGACGCCUACCCUAGAUAAGCUGGCCGCGGAAGGAGUUAAGCUGGAGAAUUACUAUGUCCAACCAAUGUGCACGCCGUCCAGGAGUCAGCUCAUCACUGGAAGGUAUCAAAUCCACACAGGCCUUCAGCAUUCUGUCAUACGGCCCACUCAACCAAACUGCCUGCCGCUGGACAAUGUGACACUACCUCAGAAACUGAAAGAAGCAGGUUAUUCAACCCACAUGGUUGGCAAGUGGCACUUGGGCUUUUAUCGGAAAGAAUGUAUGCCAACUCAGCGGGGGUUUGAUACCUUUUUUGGCUCUCUUUUGGGUAGUGGUGAUUAUUACACCCAUUACAAAUGUGACAGCCCCCGAAUGUGUGGCUAUGACUUAUAUGAAAAUGACAAUGCUGCUUGGGAUCAUGAUAAUGGAAUGUAUUCUACACAGAUGUACACUCAAAGAGUGGAACAAAUCUUAGCCUCCCAUAAUCCCAGGGAACCUAUAUUCUUAUACAUUGCAUACCAAGCUGUUCACUCGCCACUUCAGGCCCCAGGCAAGUAUUAUGAACGUUACAGAUCAAUCAAUAAUAUAAAUCGGCGCAGAUAUGCUGCCAUGCUGGCAUGCUUGGAUGAAGCUAUCAACAAUGUGACCCAUGCAUUAAAGCAAUAUGGUUAUUAUAACAACAGUGUUAUAAUUUACUCUUCAGACAACGGAGGGCAGCCAACAGCCGGUGGAAAUAACUGGCCUCUCAGAGGAAGUAAGGGUACCUACUGGGAGGGAGGGAUUCGAGCAGUUGGCUUUGUUCAUAGCCCUUUACUUAAAAUCAAGAGGAGUAUAUGCAAGGAGCUUAUACAUAUAACAGACUGGUUUCCAACACUGAUUACCUUAGCUGAAGGACAGAUUGAUGAAGAUACCCAACUGGAUGGCUAUGAUGUGUGGGAGACCAUCAGUGAAGGCAGGCGGUCUCCAAGAAUAGAUAUUUUACACAAUAUUGAUCCCAUAUACACAAAAGCCAGAAAUGGUUCUUGGGCAGCUGGCUUUGGAAUAUGGAACACUGCCAUUCAGUCAGCCAUCCGUGUAAACCACUGGAAACUACUAACAGGAAAUCCAGGAUAUGGUGACUGGGUCCCUCCUCAGUCUUUUAGUAAUGCUGGCCCUAAUCGCUGGCACAAUGAACAGGUUUCGUGGACAGCUGGCAAAACUGUGUGGCUGUUCAAUAUCACUGCUGAUCCUUAUGAACGAGAGGACCUUUCUAGUAAGUAUCCAGGUAUAGUUAAGCACCUGCUGCGAAGGCUUUCCCAGUUCAAUAAAACAGCUGUGCCUGUUCGCUACCCACCUAAAGACCCCAGGAGUAACCCCAAUUUUAAUGGAGGAGUGUGGGGCCCAUGGUUUAAGGAGGAUAAAAAGAAGAAGAAAUCAAAUAAAAACAAGCUGGGUAAAAAGCAAAAGAAAACCAAAAAGAAAUCUAAUAGGCAGAAAGGACAUUCCUUGAACUGCCUUUUAAGUCAAUAAUUUCAGCUGGAGUUUUAUGCUAGAAUUCUCAUUAUACUUGCCUUCUUCAAAAGCAUUUACAAGCUUCAAGGUAAAUGUAUGUAGCCUCAGGAUGUCAUUGCUAAAGUGAAAGUAAAAUGUUCUCCAACAUUUGUAAUUGAGAAUUCAACACCGAAAUGUCAUUUCUGCACUCCUUCCGUUUUUGUUUGGGCUUGCAUUGGAACAGAAGGAUCCAUGUGUAAGAUGUGGUUAACAUCAAUGCCUAUGCAGAGAAUUAUAAUGUCUUCUGGACAAGUGAGAUGUUUUUGCACUCAUGGCUAUAAGAACCCUAAUUUCUAGGACACUUGGCUAUACAGUUUUGCACUCAGACACAUCUGUAUAUUUAAUUAGUCAUGUGAAAUCUCCAUUGGAUCAAAGAAAAUAGAUCAAAAAGGAAAAGACAAAAUGUUAAAAUGAGUUUGGGUUUAUCUCCUAAGUAUGAUUCGAUGAAGCAGAAUCAGACAUUAAGCUACCAAGUAACUUGAAUAAGUUGUGAAAAGGCUGCUUUAACUUUUGCCUGGCUUUCAACUGGAAAGGACUUUCUUUUUCCCUUCUAGAAUGUGCCAGGCUACAAUUCCUUCCAAUAAAAAUAAGCUAUAUACAAAACUGUUUGUAUAUGGUUAUAAUUACAGAAAGAUGUAAACUGAAAUCCUGGACUGGAUUCUGUGUGCAUUAGUGCAUUCAGAUUGACAGAGUAACCACAUAUAACUUUGCAAAGAAUGGCAGUCAUGUAAUAUACCAAGUGAUGCUGAGGAGUAUCCUCUAUGGAAAUGGAGUACCUAUGAUGUCUGAUAUCUGGUAUUAUUAGUGAAAUCUGAACAUGGCAUGUUUUAAUUGAAAUUUAUGAUUGAAGAUUCAAAUGCUACAAGAUUCUAUUUGAAUCUGUUAGAUAUUUAAUUCAGUAAAUAACCACAGCACAGAGAUCAGAAAACUUGCAUUGUGAUGUCACAAUACAAACCCCAGCCUUUCGUACUUGGCAUCCCAACAUGUAAGUCUUGUGAUCUGCACUGCAACAUCACAACAUGUGUUUCAUAAUUUGCCUCUAUUGCCGAUGCCUCUACUGACAUGGAGAAAAACUAAGUGGUUGCUAGAGUCAGCACUGACUUGAUGACAUAUAAUCCAUCAAUCCAUGCCUCUAUUCAGGCAUAAGUUCUAAAGGGGAAACGUCAAUAUGCCAGCAGUUUGUUCAUUUUGGGGGUAAAAUGAGAUGAAAAUCUAUAGAUUGAAGGUUUUGCCCAAAUAAAUGCUUGAAAUAUUUAUAUAUACCUCUUUAAAGCCAAAGAUAAGAAAAUGAUAGCACAG